Messenger RNA from Saitoella complicata NRRL Y-17804, 988 nucleotides. Its product is annotated as putative methylthioadenosine phosphorylase. Bases 56 to 988 code for a protein of 310 amino acids. NCBI's taxonomy places the organism in Eukaryota, Fungi, Ascomycota, Saitoellomycetes, Saitoellales, Saitoellaceae. Gene Ontology annotation, biological process: nucleoside metabolic process. The transcript is spliced from 2 exons. Gene Ontology annotation, cellular component: cytosol. The record is from RefSeq and is a predicted model, not a curated record. Gene Ontology annotation, molecular function: S-methyl-5-thioadenosine phosphorylase activity.
GAAUUCCGCCCGGCUCUUGUUUCCUCGGUCAUUCCUUCAGUUCUCGAGAUCUAUUAUGUCCCUCCCUACUACUUUCAACGGCCAAGUCCAGAUCGGUGUCCUCGGUGGAUCCGGUUUCUACAAGCUCGAGGGUCUCGAGACCGUUGCUGAAGUUAACCCUGAGACUCCAUGGGGCUUCCCUUCGUCUCCCAUCACGAUUGCCAAGACCCCCGCUGGUACUCAUGUUGCUUUCCUCGCCCGUCACGGCCUUGCGCACACCAUCCUCCCCUCUGAGGUCCCCGCCCGUGCCAACAUUGCCGCCUUGAAGCACCUCGGUGUCGGGGCCAUCCUCGCUUUCUCCGCCGUCGGCUCCCUCCAGGAGGAAAUCGCCCCCGAGGACUUCGUUCUCCCCACCCAGAUCAUCGACCGUACCCGCCUCGGCCGUCCCAACACUUUCUUCGGUGAGGGUAUGGUCGCUCACGCCAUGUUCGCCGACCCAUUCUCCGCCAACCUCGCUUCCAUCUUGGAGAAAUGCUCCCACGUCCUCGAGGAGUCUGGGAAGAAGUUGCACACCACCAAGACCCAGAAGGGUGAUUUGACGUUGAUCUGUAUGGAGGGACCCCAGUUCUCUACUCGUGCUGAGUCCCAUAUGUACCGCUCCUGGGGCGCACACGUCAUCAACAUGUCCGUCCUCCCCGAAGCCAAGCUCGCUCGUGAGGCGGAAAUCGCAUACCAAAUGAUCUGUAUGGCAACCGACUACGACUGCUGGCGUGUCGAUGAGGAAGGCGUCACCGUCGAGGCUGUCAUGGCUCACGUCAGGAACAACACUGCGAACGCUGGUCGUUUGCUUAAGGCUGCGCUGGAGGAGUUUGAGAAGGAUGCGUCUGUUAUUGAGAAGCUUGGGCAGGAGUUGGAGGGUUCGAUGAAAUUUGCUUGUAUCACUCCCCAGCAUGCUCGUCCGGCUGCUACUGUGGAGAAGCUCGACUACAUUCUUCCUGGAUACUACUAG